This is a messenger RNA of Ornithodoros turicata, 1035 nucleotides long. RefSeq lists its product as uncharacterized. The coding region runs from base 1 to 1035 and encodes 344 amino acids. Lineage: Eukaryota; Metazoa; Arthropoda; Arachnida; Ixodida; Argasidae. The record is from RefSeq and is a predicted model, not a curated record. The transcript has a single exon.
AUGGCGGGAGAGAUGAGUGACAUUAACAAAGUCGACAAUGCCUUCAAACUCUUGACGUCAAGAGACCCCAUGAUUGCACGCCUUGCUAGGGAUGAUGUGACUCAAGUCACAAGCAAAAGGCUACGUCGACCUGCAACACUGGAGGAUGCGGAGACUUUCUUGGCAGGAGUGACAGAGGGUGAAUUCAGAAUCCCUCCCACCCAGAUCAGGGAUGUUUGGACUGAGGCUCGGAAGGCAUCGAGGAGAAUGGGGAUAACGUGGACUCUGACCGAGGAGAACAUUACUGUUACGAGGCUGGACAAAACAGUAACUGCCAACACACGCAGUAAGUUAAUGUCAACAUUUAGAGGCCAGUUGUCAGUAGAACGGGACCAGCGACUGCAGAGCUUUCCCAACCAGGGAAAGACAAUGACUUGUGUUGCGCAAGACAGAUCGAGCUCGCACUUUUUCCGAACGGGAUCCUACACUCGUUUCACUGACUGGUGGUUCAUUCACAAAGUCAGGCUAAACCUCCUACCGGUGAACGGUGCAAGGCCGUGGGAACACAAGAACGACAAGACCUGCAGAAGGUGUGGAUACCAGACAGAAACACUCCCUCAUGUUCUCAAUCACUGCAUGACCCACAGCCGCACCUACACGGACAGGCACAACCGCAUUGGAGAGCGCGUCAAGACAGCAGCCAUAGCCAAGUACACAAUAACCCACGAAAACAGGGACGUUGGUGGUCUUGGCCUCCGACCAGACCUCGUAAUCGUUCGUGGUGAAGAGGCUAUCAUUUUAGAUGUCACAUGCCCUUUCGACAACGGGCAAGAGGCCUUCACAACUGCCAGAGAAGAGAAGCUGAGAAACUACCAACCUGUGGUGGAAUACCUCAGGAGACGGUAUCAGAAGGUAACCGUAGACGCCAUCGUGGUUGGCUCUCUUGGAUGCUGGGACAUCAGAAAUGUCAGGAUUAUGAGAAGGCUGUGUUCGACAAAAUUACCUGCGUCUCUUCAAGCGUCUAGCGGUCAGCGACGUCAUCGCCGCUUCCCGUGA